CACUAGGCUGAGGUUGGAGUCAAAGGGCGCAGGCUCUCUCCUGCGUGGACGGAUGGAGGAGGAGGUGAUAGCUGUGCUCUAGGGACUAAGCGAGGGCGAAGGAGGAGAAGGAGGGGAAGGAGGAGGAAGGCUGGUAGGAGACGGAGCGGUCGCGGAGCUGGGGGCGAGGAAGGUCCAAGUACUGAGGCCCGCAGAGCUCUAGAUUCGGAGGGAGAGGGCCCGGGGAGCCACGAGCCGCCCGAUCCCGGAGGCUAGAAGGUUCCUGCACCUGAGUUUGAGAUGAUGGGACUAGGAAAUGGGCGUCGGGGGAUGAAGUCACCACCUCUCUUGGUAGCGGCUUUAUUAGCCUGUGUUAUCGUCUUGGGUUUCAAUUACUGGAUUGCAAGUUCCCGUAGUGUGAACCUCCAGAGUCAGAUCUUAGAGUUGGAAGGAAGAGUCCGAAGGGCAGCAGCAGAGAGGGGUGCUGUAGAAUUAAAAAAGAAUGAGUUUCAAGGAGAAUUAGAAAAACAGCGAGAGCAGUUGGACAAAAUUCAAUCCAGACACAACUUUCAGAUGGAAAAUGCCAAUAGGAUGUUCCAGGAUGAAAAGGCACUUUUAGUAAAUAACAUCACUGAAAGUGAGAAACUCAUCAAGAACCUGAAAGACUAUUUGAAAGACUUGCAGAAGAACUAUGGCAAGCUCCAACAAGACAUACUUCAGUUUCAGAAGAAUCAGACCAACCUGGAGAGGAAAUUCUCCUAUGAUCUGAGUCAGUGCAUCAAUCAGAUAAAAGAAUUGAAGGAACAGUGUGAAGAGAGGAUAGAAGAAGUCACUAAAAAAGGGAAUGAAGCUAUACUGUCCAGAAACCUAAGUGAAAGAAGUGAUCUGAAAAAUCAGCAAACUGUCAACCAUCAGCCAGAGCCCAAUCAACCUGAAUCGGAAUUGAAGGUGGUACAGCAUAAGGAAAAUCCAAUUCAUGAAAACCCCAUCUCUCCUUCUGAAAAGACCCCAAAUGUGAAACAAGAAGAAAAAGGAGGGAAGACCAAUGAAAUUUUGACUCCCAGUGAAGAGGAGGCUCAGAGGGAGAACCAGGGAAGUGAGCUGCUGCCUCCAGAGCAGAAUUCUAAACACGAAGACCAACAAAACGAGAACCCUGAACUCAGAGAAUCUGCUCAGGCCCAGAAAGGGCCAGGUGGUCUUCUGGUCAACCAUGAAAAUCUUGAAGCUGAUGAGCCAGAGAGGGAUGAACUCGUCAUUAGGGAAGAUGAACAACAUGGUGAGCAAGAGGAUGCUAAAAACGGAGUAAAUCAACCCAAACCAGAAAUUUCUGAAGAUUACAACAAUGAUGAAAAUGAAGCUGAAUCUGAAAGAGACAAGCAGGUGGCUCUCACAGACAUUAAUAACAAUCUAAAUGGACCAGAUACUGAUGAGAAGAUCAAAGAUACCAUGAAUAAUAACUUAGUUGAAGAACAUGAAAACAAGAAUUAAGCAAAGUGAAUCCAGAGUUAAAGAGAGAGCUCACAAUAGACAAUCCCUGUGACAAUGGAACACUCAUAAGUAUGAAGCAAUCUAAUGUGUGCACUGCGAGAUGUGUUGGGAAAUUUAAAAUGUACACAAGAUGCUAAUAAGAGAGGGGGGGAAUAAGAAUGUCAAAUGAUCAAACAAGAUUUAGGUUGGUUUGUUUUUUCCCUGGAAUCAGCUUCAAAAUUUCUAAACGGGUAUUUUUACAAAGGAAAAAUGGACCACUUUUUUUUUUCAUUGGAAAAAUGGAUAAUCCAUGAAAAGACUGUCCUUGAAAUAGCCUAGAAAUCAUAUUUCAGAUAUGACUUUUACUGUGAUAACAUGGCUUCAGUUAUUCUUAAAGGUUAUUAAAAACUGUGAUAAAAGUACAGCUCUUCUGGUCAUUAAGAAUAAAAUCCAUUCUGCUCUAUGGGACCGUCAGAGCUUGGUUCUUCCUUUUUUUUUUUUUUUUUUUUUGCUGUGGAGUCUGUUUCUCCUUUUAUUAUCCCUUGUCCCUCAAAUCUGUUUUCAAGGUAAGCAAUAUACAUAUUGAGGACUGGAUAACUGGCUGUCCUGCUUUGAGACAGAUGUACUUCUUGGUAAUUCUGAUAAUCAGAAUAGUCCUUAAAUACUGACUGUUAAUACACAAACCAUUACUAGCAACAUUUUAAAGCAAGACUAAAUGGACAUUUCUUGUUUUGGUUGUGUGCAUUAAAAAAAAAAUCAUGUAACACUUAAAAUGAUUGUAACUUACUUUGUAUGUAGGUAUAUUUCCUUUUCAAUUGGGAACUUCUCUAGUAAGUCAUUAUUGCAAGCAGAAAAUAUGAUUUAACAUAUAAACACAAUUGGAAUUGGAAUAUUUAUGGACAUUUUUGCAGCACAGGAAACAAAGACAGAAAUAUAGAAUUGUUACUAAAGUUACUUUGAUUUUGAAGUGAAUCCAUGCCUACUUGGGUUAAAACAAAUUUAAUAGAAGAUAUACUGUUCUGGAUUUGGGAAGGCUUAGAGAGAAAGGAAAAAUGAGCCUUUUUUUUUUGAUUCUACAUUUUACACAUUAGUUUGUAAGGGGGAAAAAUAACUCAUGAUGUACCAAAAUUUCUUCUGAUUUGAAUAACUUAAUUAUUUUGGAAAUGAAUUCACUUCUUUUGCAAUUUAAUAGUUAAAAAUCACUAUUUUGUUAGAACACAGACUGUGAACAUAGGUAAUAGAUUUGACAUUUGUGCCUAAUAUUUUAGGGAAAGAGGCGUCCAACAAAACUAUUUAUGAAAUUGCUUUUUGAAUGCAGAUGCUCAUAAUAUAAAAAUUUCUAAAUAUUACAUGGCAUUAUAUAAUAAAUUAAGAAAAUUGAGUUUGCCUUUAAGAUAUAGUUGGAAACAUAGUUUUAGAAUUGGAAGGGGGCCUUAGGGAUAAUUUCAUCCAUUUCCCUAAUUUGAAACACAAGCAAAUAGAACUUUAUUGAAAUUAAAUAGCCUUACCUAACGUUGCACAGAGCUACUACAAAACCCACAUCUCAUGAAUUGUGAUCCGGUGUUCUCUACAUUACACCACACUGCAUUGGUAAGGAUUAAUGUCACAGACGGUCAUGCUACAAAAUCUUUCUUGUUUAGUCUUUUAUAUUCCUCCAUUAACAAGACUGACCAAUUUUUAAGACCAGGAACUUACGAUGAAGUACUUCCACAAUUCCAUGGUUUUACAGACAUUAAUCCCUUGGUGACCAGCCUUGGGAUAAAGAUUGCACUUUGGAAGCAAGGCUGGUCCUAGAGAAUGACUGAGACUGGGGCUGAUCCUGUCAUUAUUAGCACAACCUGUCAGAACUUGUACCAUGUGGGUAAUAUAGCUUUUGAAUACUAGGCUCACCCUCCUGCCAUGAUAGGGAAAAAAAUCAGUAGACAGUUAAGACAAUUGAAGGGCAUACAAAUGGACUAAAAAAAAAAUAAGACCUUGCCUAAGCUCUUUGUGACUUUUAGUAACUUACUGAUAGAGAUGACAUAUAAAGUUUCUCCUGGCUUUGCAAGUGUCCACAAAGUCUCAUCCUGCUCUUCCUCAUGCAAUGAUACAUUCAGGGGUUGGAAAACAAAAUCAACCAUUGUCAAUUCAUCCACUAAAACCAUUCUGGUUGCCCAUAAUAGAAUCUGACCUGCCAUCAAAAAGGACAUUUGACAUGUUUUUGCCCUUGGUGAUGGGUCAUGGUUCGGACCGAAUUAUCCACGUUGAAUUCUGCACCCUCUUGUGGCCAUUGGCACAUAUGUAUGAGGCAGCAAGCUGUGGAGAGAAUUAUCCUCUCAAUAUAAUGUCAAAUAGGCAUCUAGUCAAUAGCACCACAUGCUAACCAGUUAAAAGAGUAGUUUUUCUAAGUAGCCAAUAAACUACUUGCCCAAGCACACUGUCAUUCACAGGAAUUUUUCUCCUUUACUACAAUUUAAGAAACUCAGUUUUCCCAAAAUAUGUUAUAUUAGCUUCAUCUAAUAUAAAGGCAAUAAGAAUGUUUAGUCUCCUUAGGGUUGUCUUUCACAAAAGAGAAUCUUAGGGUAAUUUCCCCUUACAACUUUAGCCAUGUGUGCUGACUUGUUAAGCAAAUUCUUUACAAGGGGUACCAUUAAUAAUUUUAUUGUGUUAGGUCCCUUCUAAAAUGAAGGGGAUAGGAUGUCGACAGACUUGACCUUUUGAAGUAAAUCACCAGCUUACCACUAUUACACAUUUUGAAGGAAAGAUACCUUUAGUGUUAUGGGGUUUUGGGAGGUGGGGGAAUAGGGUGGCAAUGGUGAUUCUUACUAUUUGUUAAUCAUUUGCUUGUAAUAAAAUUGGAAUGGUGAAAUUAAAUUGUGAAGAACUGUUUUUUAAAUCAUGUCAUUUGAGGUAGAUUAGAGCCAUUCCUACAGCUUUGUGUUUGUCUUAGAUUAGUUUAUAUUAUGAAAUAAUUGAAGGGAUAAUGUUUACUGAACUUGGAAAAACUCGUCUAACAUUUUUGUUUUAAAUGUUUGCUUUGAAAUUGCUUAACUUUAGAAAAAUAUUUAAUACUUUAAAAUAAAAAUGAAUUAUGUUCAGUA
Messenger RNA from Antechinus flavipes (yellow-footed antechinus), 4526 nucleotides. It is a transcript of the gene GOLM1, whose product is annotated as golgi membrane protein 1. The transcript has 10 exons. Gene Ontology annotation, cellular component: Golgi apparatus. NCBI's taxonomy places the organism in Eukaryota, Metazoa, Chordata, Mammalia, Dasyuromorphia, Dasyuridae. The record is from RefSeq and is a predicted model, not a curated record. The coding region runs from base 280 to 1467 and encodes 395 amino acids.